Messenger RNA from Phragmites australis (common reed), 2925 nucleotides. RefSeq names its product protein tesmin/TSO1-like CXC 2. Lineage: Eukaryota; Viridiplantae; Streptophyta; Magnoliopsida; Poales; Poaceae. Bases 192 to 2507 code for a protein of 771 amino acids. The record is from RefSeq and is a predicted model, not a curated record. Gene Ontology annotation, molecular function: DNA-binding transcription factor activity. The transcript is spliced from 11 exons.
GACCACACGCGGCGGUGGCAGUGGUACUAGUAUAACUAGUCGGAGCCCUCGGCCCAGUAAAAAUUAGUACCAGUGGCGGUGUGGUGUGCCGCUCGUCAUCACUCGUCAGUGGACGAGGAGGAGGCGGGCGAUACAGCAGGGGGCGGCGGGGAGGCGGAUGCGGGAGGUCCCCCGCGGGGUCGCCGGACGAGAUGGACACGCCGGAUAGGCCCCGCGCCGCCGCCGGGUUCGAGGACUCUCCUGUCUUUAAUUUCAUCAACAAUCUCUCACCUAUACCACCACCUAAACCUUCAGACUCAGCACAUAAUGUGCAGCUUUUCAAGUCAUCGGACUUGGCACCUGUUUCUUCAAUCUUUGCAUCACCACAUGUCAAUCCAGCAAAGGAACCUAAACUUCUGAUCAGGGAUGAUUCUGUUCAACUUGCUGAAGAAACACACUCGCCCAAUAGUGUGAGAACUCGGAUAGGAACCUCAAGCUCUAUUAGAUUGAUUAGAUGCAGAAACAUUGUUUCAGAGAAUUGUAUUAUCUCUUGUCAACUAAAUGAGGCUACUAUUGAUUCUUCAGAUAAUAAAUCACAAUCUGAAAGUAAAUUGCCUCAGUCCAUCAAGAAUGGUGUUGACAGUGUGGAAAGUGGCAAGAAUCAAUGUGCUGAUGUUAAAACAGACCUUACUAUAUCCCAGGAGUGUACAGACCUAGAAGGCAUUAUCCUUGAUCAGAGUGGCCCAGACAAAAUGGACUCAUUACAUUCUGGGAAAGAUGUUCGUGAAAACCAGCUAUCUGAACAAGAUAAGGGUAAACUCGCAGCAUAUAAUGGGGAUUACAUGAUUACACACCAAUCAUGUAGUGAUAUGCUGACAUUAGCUGUGCCAUUUGAGGCGGAAACACAGUUAGUGAAUGAUACACUGAAAAGUGAUAAUUCCUACUCUUGUAAAUCCUUGAUGAAUGGCGAGUCAAGUGGCUGUUACAUCCAAAAUUCUGUGCAUGAGCCUCAUCUUUACUGGGCUGGAGCAGUUGAAGGGGCUGCAGUAGAUUAUACUCCCCAAUUGCUCCCUGGUGCUAUGCAAAGUCAGUGGAUGCCAAAUGAUCAGAUUUGUAACGAGCACGAUGAGCCCAGUGAUUACAUGCCAACCGAGCAAAAUGCCUUGCCACAGCAUUUACGUGGCAUGCGUAGGCGCAGCCUUUUCAACGAAAAGGCUGAGAUUACUAAUAAAAGUGCAAAUAAAGCUUCAGAUCGUCAUUCAGUAAGUUCAACAACCCCCAAAGGCAAAACUAUUUCUGGUGACAACAAUUCAAAGCCUAUGAGAACCCCUCCAUGUGCAUUGCCUGGUAUUGGCUUGCAUUUGAAUGCCCUUGCCACAAUACCAAAAGACAAAAUAGUCCCUCAAGACACUCAAUCUACUAUAAAUCAAUCCAGCAACUUACCAUGCACUGUUGGAUCUUCUCCACCGCAAUCUGAACAAAAUAUUAUAAAUGACGAUUUCGCUCAAACAACGAAUGUCGCAAGUGCUGAAGAUUCUGAUCAGGGUGGUCCCAAGAAGAAAAGGCACAAGUUUGACAAUACUGAUGGCACUUCGUGCAAGCGUUGUAGCUGUAAGAAGUCAAAAUGCUUGAAACUUUACUGUGAGUGUUUUGCGGCUGGGGUCUAUUGUUCGGAGCCUUGUUCAUGUCAAGGCUGUCUGAAUAACCAGAGUCAUAUGGAAACAGUUCUAUCUACUCGAGAGCAGAUUGAAUCUCGCAAUCCAUUAGCAUUUGCUCCUAAAGUAAUUCACACAUCUGAGCCGGGCCAUGAAAUAGGGGACUACUCCAACAAAACUCCUGCUUCAGCUCGUCACAAAAGAGGCUGCAACUGCAAGAAGUCGUCGUGUCUAAAAAAAUACUGUGAAUGUUUUCAGGGUGGUGUGGGAUGCUCCAUGAGUUGCAGAUGCGAGGGCUGUAAGAAUGCUUUUGGAAGAAGGGAGGGAGUUGCUAUGCUAAGCAUAGAGGAAGCUAAGCAGCCAUUAGAAGAAAAGAAUGCGGGUGUGAAAGAAGAAAAAUGUGAAAACGAUAAACAUCUUGUUAUCUAUCAAGGUACUGAUCCUGCUCCAGCGGAAAAUGUACUGACAACGCCAAUUGUGGUGGACUGCAGACCCUUGGCUGCUCUUCCACCCCCAAGUUCCAAGAACAAGAAGCCACGAUCUUCGACAAAACUCACUGGACAUUCUUCUUGGCUGUGCAAUCACCAAGCUCCUCAGAAGUCUGACAUUCAGCUCUCCCCAUUCGAAAGCUGUCCAGAAAUGGUUAUUGGGACUAACACGUCAGAUAUCCUGAAAGGGAAUUCAUCUCCUCAAACUUCUAUCAAGGUUGUGUCGCCUAAUAAGAAGAGAAUCUCUCCCCCGCGGAUCGGUACCGGAUUGUCUCCAAUCUGUAAGAGUGGCAGGAAGUUGAUCCUCAAGUCCAUCCCUUCUUUCCCUUCUCUCGGUGGUGAAGUAAACAAUGAUGAUCCAAAGAGCAAGUUGCCAGCCCCCUGAUUCACCACCAUUUGGCAUUUGCGGCUCUUUCCUUAUUUACCUGUUGGUUCCCCAGAUUGCCAAUGUUUGGCAGGCUGCAUCAGAGUUGAUUUCAUGAUCAAACUAGCGAGUUUUGUUUCGUCGAUUCCGUUUUGAUGUUGAUUAAUUGCUAUUAUGCUCCGUUCAAUAAUCCACUGUAUGUUGUCCGGAAACCCUGCUCAGGAGCCUCCAGUGACAUUUGGUAUGCUGGUAAUUAUGUCCAGAUUUGAGGUUCUAUUGCUGGGUUGCCUAUCGGUGUCUGUCUGUAUAAUUUCAUGUCUUUUAUGUUCCUGAGAUCAAACUAUUAAGACUUAUAUGUACUUGGGAUAAAAAAUGUGACACUUAUGUAUUUGAUGACCAAACUGUUAAACUUAUGUCGUUCCAUGUUCUUGAGGUCAAA